Dendronephthya gigantea is the source of this 2248-nucleotide messenger RNA. RefSeq lists its product as uncharacterized. The coding region runs from base 19 to 1782 and encodes 587 amino acids. NCBI's taxonomy places the organism in Eukaryota, Metazoa, Cnidaria, Anthozoa, Malacalcyonacea, Nephtheidae. The record is from RefSeq and is a predicted model, not a curated record. The transcript has 8 exons.
UAUAUAGCGAAAGCCUGGAUGAAAACAUCAUUUUCCAAGAUGGGGGAUAAAAUGCCUGAUAGCAUAAGAAUCCAUUUGCCAUGCUACCUCAAUUACAGGAUACUGUACAAUUAUAUGGUGGAAGAUCUAAAAGCAAUGGGGGAUGAUCCAAUUUGUUAUUCCCAAUUUUGCAAACUGUUGGAGACAGAUUUCAAGGAAGUCACUAUUCCUAAGGUUACAAGGCUAACAAAGUGUGACAUAUGUGUCAUUCUAAAAGAGGAGAAGCAAAAGACCUUGGAUAAAACAGAGAGAAAUUACUAUGAUGUUCUUUACAACCAACAUAAUCAGCUUCAAAGGGAAGAGCGUGAGAAGUAUUAUAAACACCGUGCCAAAGCUAAAUCAGAUCCUAAAAAAUAUGCAUGCAUUAUAAUUGAUGGAAUGGAUCAGAUGAAACUAAUGAUCCCACAACUCCUUCAUCAAAUGAAAGCAUAUUCAAGUGCAUGGAAGUUGAAAACACAUCUUACCGGAGUAUUGAAUCAUGGGCACGAAGCAAUUGGUUAUUUUGAUUUACACCAAUGGGCACAUGAUAGCAACUUAACAAUCAAUGUUUUGCUACGAGUUCUGCUAAGAAUGGAUAAAAUACCAGACCGGCUUUACCUUCAGAUGGAUAAUUGUUGGCGAGAAAACAAAAAUCAGUAUGUUAUAACUUUCCUGGGGGUCUUAGUUAAAUUGGAGAUAUUUAAAAAGGUGAAAGUGAACUUUCUAAUGAAAGGACACACCCAUGAAGAUUGUGAUCAGCUGUUCAGCAGAUUUGGAGUCAAACUCUCAACCAAUGAUGUUGUUACAGUUAAAGAUUUAACACGAAUAUUUGAGGAGUCAUACACACCACACCCAGUUGCUGAACUUUUAGAAACUAUGUACAAUGUACGAGAUUGGCUGGCACCAGUUAAUAUGUCACUGCACAACAUAAGCAACCCACAUAUAUUUGUGAUUACAAAGAAUGGAACUGGCGAUGUCGUUCUCAGAUACAAGAAUUGGAGUAGGGAUACGAACUGGUUACCCAGUGAUAAUGCUGAAAAAGGGAUCACAAUUAUCAAACAUUGUUCGGAAAUUCCAAACGAAGCUCCCGACUUCGCAACGUCCUCCGCGGAUAACGUCGAUAUGGAGCGCUUGCGAAGGGACAUUCCCAAAUUUCUGGACAAUUCUCGUGUGAUUAAAGAGGAACACAAAGACUGGUGGGGCAAUUUUUUCGAACAAGUUGACGUAGUUUACUGCAACAUGGCAAAGGAGAAGCCAGUUACUUGGUUAUUAGAUGAAUUACGGCUGUUAAAAUCUGGCCAUACUACAGGAACCCCCUCGACCGAGAAUGCAGAAGAAAGUAGAGAUACUCCAGUUGAUCCCAGUGUCGUUUCGGAAGAGGUGGUAAAGUUGGUUAACGGUCAACUCGAAGAUAUCCCAGAGGUUUAUACCGGUGCAUAUCGAAAGCCAAGUGGUGCGACAGUCUCGAACAUUUGGGACCACAUUAAAGUUGAAGAUUUUGUUGCUGUGUCCUUGGAAGGAUACAACAAUGUCCCCGUCAUUGGGAAAGUUACGGGUAUUAGCGAAAUGCACGUUUCCAUCCACUACUGGAAAGGCAGCUGGAAUAAGAAAUGGACUCCUUGGUUAACAAACACAAAGGAGCCUUGGGCAGAUGUUCUACCAAAGGAUUGUGUAUAUUUAGGAGCCUUUCAUCUUGACGAAGAGUCCAAACUUCAAAGUGCGACGAAAAGACAGAUGAGGGACUUUUUAAAGCAAGCAAAGUAAUGAAACUGACUGAAAUAUUUAUGAAUAUAUUUACUGCUUGGUUGUCGACAUGUCGAAGAUCACUAGCUUGGUUCUCGACAUGUCGAAGACCACUAGCUUGGUUGUCGACAUGUCGAAGAUCACUUGCUUAGUUCUCGACAUGUCGAAGACCACUUGCUUGGUUCUCCACAUGUCGAAGAUCACUAGCUUGGUUCUCGACAUGUCGAAGACCACUUGCUUGGUUCUCAACAUGUCAAAGACCACUAACUUGGUUCUCCACAUGUCAAAGACCACUAACUUGGUUCUCCACAUGUCAAAGACCACUAACUUGGUUCUCCACAUCUCAAAGAACAAUAGCUUGGUUCUCCACAUGUCGAGGACCUGUGGCUUGAUUUUCAACAUGUAGAAGACAACUAGGUUUGUUCUCGACAUGUCGAAGACCAUUAGAUUGGUUCUCCUUUAGCUUAGUACCAUACUAAUAACUAGA